Messenger RNA from Laetiporus sulphureus 93-53, 1004 nucleotides. Its product is annotated as NADP-dependent mannitol dehydrogenase. Bases 42 to 845 code for a protein of 267 amino acids. The record is from RefSeq and is a predicted model, not a curated record. Gene Ontology annotation, molecular function: oxidoreductase activity, acting on NAD(P)H, oxygen as acceptor. The transcript is spliced from 7 exons. NCBI's taxonomy places the organism in Eukaryota, Fungi, Basidiomycota, Agaricomycetes, Polyporales, Laetiporaceae. Gene Ontology annotation, cellular component: intracellular anatomical structure.
ACUAUUAGCACCCUCAGAUUGACCAGAACACGACCGGCACCAUGCCGCCUGUACCCAAACGCGGAUUUAAUAUUGACUUUGCAGACAAGUGCAUCAUUGUAACGGGAGGCAAUCGCGGCAUUGGGCGCGCUAUCUCGGAGGCGUGUGCGGAGGCCGGGGCACGCGUCGCAAUAAUCUAUAGAAGCUCGAAGGACGCAGGACAGGUUGCGGAGACGAUCGGUAAAGAGCACAACAUGGAGUGCAAGGCAUAUAAGUGUGAUGUUUCCGAUCCCGAGAAUGUCACGAAGACCUUACAGCAAAUCAAUAACGACAUGGGUCCGGUUACUGGGCUUGUGGCGAACGCGGGUGUCUCGGUCGUGAAACCGGCACUUGAGUUGACGAAAGAGGACUUUGACAAGGUGUACACCGUGAAUGUAUUCGGAGUAUUCAACGUUGCACGAGCGGUGGCCGACCUCUGGGUUAAGAACAAGUACAAGGGCGGUUCUAUCGUGGUCAUUUCUAGCAUGAGCUCGCAGAUCAUCAACCAGGUUGGACCAGGAAGGCCACUCACCCAGGCGUUCUACAACUCCUCGAAAGCAGCAGCGUCGAACCUUACGAAGGGACUCGCAGCGGAGUGGGCGCAAUAUGGCAUCCGCGUCAAUGCUGUUUCUCCUGGAUAUGUCAAUACUGACCAGACAUCUGGCAUGGAGCAAUCUAUCCGAGACCAUCAAGCAAGCCACCUGCCACUUGGUCGUUUCUCGCAGCCGGAAGAGAUGGCACCGCAGACACUGCUGCUGCUCUCAGACCGUGCGAGCUACAUGACAGGCCAGGAAUAUUUCGUUGAUGGCGGCCAAUUGGUAUACUAAGCGGUCGAAGGGUUUUCCAUGAACGCGACCAUCGUCGACUCGCUUUCUCACAUUUGUGCAUGUUGCUAUCGAUAUUGUUCUCAUAAUGUUGUGGCCAAGUCGCUCUGUAUAAUAGCUCGUCAGUAGUUCAGUGAAUGUCAAAGACUGCAUAAUCUUGAG